AUGGCUGAAGCUGAAAUGGCCUUACGCAAGGAGCUGUUGCUCUUCGCUCAGACAACCCUACGCGAGGAACUGAAGUCCUUCAAGGAGAGCCUUUUGAAAGAGCUGCGAGGGGAGCAGGAGGAGGUGAAAACGCCCACGAAGAAGCGCUUCUUGCAUGAGGCGGUGCACGGCAUGCCAGAGGCCAGCUCCGCGCGAUGCGGACGCAUCUUGGGGCUGGGCAGCAGCAACGAGCGCUCGGCGUCCUCGUUAAACAUCGAAGAACAAUCAGAGGAUGUGUCGACGAGAAGGCCGCCAACGACCAUGGCACAGCAUGUGGUCGAGACCUUGCUGGGCGACGCCUCCAGCGAGGCGAAGAAGGCUUUGGAGCGUGACCUCACGGCCACUUACAUGCGCACUAAGAAGAAGGGAAACAAACGAGCCAGUGGCCGCUACAUGCCCAUCGAUACCUCGGACCUAGAGAACCAGGCGAACCCGAGCCACUGUUCCUUGCUGGUCUCGUGCUGCACGUCCAUCUUGAACAGCCACUACUUUGACAUUCUGAGCGCUUGGCUGGUGGUCUUCAACGCGGUGUGGAUUGGCCUGAGCACAGAUUGGGUGGCUCGCCAUUGGAGCAGCCACAUGCCAGACUGGUUUCACUAUGGCGAUUGGAUCUUCUGCGUCUUGGCGCUGAUGGAGCUCUUCAUCCGCAUGGUCGCACAGGGACUGUACUUUUUUCUACGAGGCUCACUGGAAGUGGAAUCUCUUUGA
Messenger RNA from Durusdinium trenchii, 747 nucleotides. Lineage: Eukaryota; Dinophyceae; Suessiales; Symbiodiniaceae. The record is from the annotation of a GenBank genome assembly.